AUGCGUGUGUACGCUACCAUCUUCGCGGCCUUGAUGGCUUUGCUCGUGGCUGGAGGUGCUGUCUUCCAGUCUACUGGCACCAGCGUCAUCGAUGCCCCAUCUGAUCAGUACUCCUUCAUCAUCUACGGUUCCGUCAUCGCUCAUAUUCAGGAGAUUCUCCCUCACAACGCCAUCCACAUCGUCGACGGCGUGGUUUAUCUCGACGAUGAUCAGGUUGCUGCUCGUGAUGUCUACUUGAGUGACCCUGCUCCUCUCUGCACCUGCGAGCCCACUGUCAUACCGGCCACGGUCCCCGAGACUCUUGGCACUGCUACCAUUCUCACCACUGCUGAGGCCCCCUCUGUCGUCUCUUCUCUGCCCGCUGUCACUCCCGGCCUGUCUGGCUUGACACUCUCCCAGUCGCAGAUCACCACGGUGGAGGCUCCCUCCACUGCCGGCAUCACGAUGACCAGCACCACCAUCAGCAUCACUCACUCUGCCGUCUUGACUGGCAGCAACGUGACCAGCACUGGCGCGUCCCCGACCUCCUCGACCGUGCCGACGGAGACCCCGGGCAACGGCGUCCAGAAGCACGCCAUGGACAUCGUCACGACUGUCCUGGCCUUCAUCCUCGCCGGCUUCGUGCUUCCUUUCGUGGUCUAG
This is a messenger RNA of Phaeoacremonium minimum UCRPA7, 642 nucleotides long. RefSeq lists its product as hypothetical. The record is from RefSeq and is a predicted model, not a curated record. Bases 1 to 642 code for a protein of 213 amino acids. The transcript has 4 exons. NCBI's taxonomy places the organism in Eukaryota, Fungi, Ascomycota, Sordariomycetes, Togniniales, Togniniaceae.